Molecule: messenger RNA, 982 nt
Organism: Lepus europaeus (European hare)
Lineage: Eukaryota; Metazoa; Chordata; Mammalia; Lagomorpha; Leporidae
Gene: CD247
Product: CD247 molecule
Exons: 8
Coding region: 30-530 (166 amino acids)
Biological process (GO): cell surface receptor signaling pathway
Cellular component (GO): membrane
Molecular function (GO): transmembrane signaling receptor activity
Source: RefSeq, a predicted model, not a curated record
CCUGGCACCACCUGGGGGGCAAGGACACGAUGAAGUGGAAGGUUCUGGUCAUCGCGGCCGUGCUGAAGGCCCAGUUCCCCGUUACAGAGGCACAGAGCUUUGGCCUGCUGGAUCCCAAACUCUGCUACCUGCUGGAUGGAAUCCUCUUCCUCUACGGUGUCAUUGUCACCGCCCUGUACCUGAGAGCAAAGUUCGGCAGGGGUGAAGACGUCCCCGUGUCCCCGCAGGGCCACACCCAGCUCUACAACGAGCUCAAUCUCGGCAGAAGAGAGGAGUACGACGUGUUGGACAAGAGGCGGGGCCGGGACCCUGAGAUGGGAGGCAAACAGCAGAGGAGGAAGAACCCUCAGGAAGGCCUGUACAACGCACUGCAGAAAGACAAGAUGGCAGAGGCCUACAGUGAGAUCGGCAUGAAAGGCGACAACCAGCGGCGCAGGGGCAAGGGGCAUGAUGGCCUUUACCAGGGGCUCAGUGCAGCCACCAAGGACACCUAUGAUGCCCUCCACAUGCAGACCCUGCCCCCUCGCUAAUGGCCAGGGGACAGCACCACUCACAGGCCCCACUGCAGAUGGCCAGAUUGUGAAAGACACAGGACAAAGCAUUUGUCUUUCUCAGCCACCAAAGGAUUGCUCUUGAUGAACAGGGUACUUAGGGUUAUAGCACUGUCACAUCCAGUUCCAACCCAGCACACAGAAGAGGAUGGCCCCUGUACUCUUUAAGGGACCCUCCCCUCCCAUCAUGCACCACCUCCCCACCUUGUCCCCUUGGGUCGGGUCUGGCCUCUCACUUGGGCAACAGCACACUCUCUUGCGGCUCAUUUGUAAAUUUGCAUUUUGUAGUCUCCCAAGAAACCCAAGACGGCAGCACAUCUCCUAAAAGUCUACGGUUCUGCCCAGAUGGGUGUGGCUUCGCUCGUGCUGUAAACUUGGCUUCCGUUGUCUGCCUUACUCGCAUUUCAGUAAUGGGGCCGAGCGGUGCCUAC